GGGCGUGGCUGAGGCAGAUGGGGCGGGAGCAGGCGCGGUAACGAGUCGUGGGACGCGGCGGCGAAGGCAGGAAGGGCCGGGCAGCCGGGGAAGGGCAGGGUCUGGCGGGGGGGCUUCCUGUCCCUCCAUGUGAUGGGCUUGGUCGCGGAGGAGGAGCAGCAGCAACUGGCUGCGGCGGGACCGGGGGCUCUGUCACCCCGGGGGAUGCGCACCUGAGCGGCGGCGAGUUGGCACUCGGGGCCCAGACAUGAGCGACCUGGCAGCGAAGACCCUGCACAAGUGGAACGCAAGCUUCAGGAAGGGCGCGGACUUCGACUCGUGGGGGCAACUGGUGGAGGCGAUCGAUGAGUAUCAGAUAUUAGCCAGACAGUUACAGAAAGAAGCCCAGUUGCCGGCCAACUCCUCCGACUUCACCGAAGAGCAGAAGAAAAUAAUUGGAAAAAUUGCAACAUGCCUAGAACUACGCAGCGCCGCCCUGCAGUCCACACAGUCCCAAGAAGGCUUCCAGUUGGAGGAUAUAAAGAAGCUAGAACCAAUCCUAGACAACCUACUUACAUACAACAAGGAAUUCCCCUUCGAUGUCCAGCCUGUUCCUCUAAGGAGGAUUCUAGCUCCUGGAGAAGAGGAGAGUCUAGAAAUGGAGGAGGAGGAAGAGGGAGGAGGGGCUGGCGUGUGCUCUCCAGACGCCUUCCCACCGCGUGUUCCUGGAGCCAUUCAAGGAACCCUCCUGCCCAGGUUACCCUCGGAGCCGGGGAUGACCCUACUCACCAUCACCAUUGAGAAAAUUGGUUUGAAGGAUGCCGGCCAGUGUAUAGAUCCCUACAUGACGGUCAGUGUGAAGGAUAUAAAUGGAAUAGAUCUGACACCCGUCCAGGAUACGCCCAUGGCCUCCAGGAAAGAGGACACGUACGUCCAUUUUAAUGUGGAAAUUGAAAUCCAGAAACAUGUCGAAAAACUGACAAAAGGGGCAGCUAUUUUCUUUGAGUUCAAGCACUACAAGCCGAAGAAGCGAUUUACAAGUACAAAGUGUUUCGCCUUCAUGGAGAUGGAUGAAAUAAAGUCUGGCCAGAUAGUGAUUGAGCUCUACAAGAAGCCGACAGACUUUAAAAGGAAGAAACUGCAGCUGCUAACCAAGAAGCCGCUCUAUCUCCAUUUACACCAGACGUUGCACAAAGACUGACUGCCCUGCUGACUUCCACCCAUCGGCGCAGAAACCACUUGUGGAAGUUGUCUCGCGGCAUGCUUGUGAAGUGACGAAUGAAGAAGGGUCAGGUGGCUGACGCACCGCCUGCAGCAUGGUGGUAACAUGACAGCAAUAACAGACUUACGGCAACUCCAGAUCACCUGUGGAAAUGUUGCAGAACUCUGCUGCCAUUGAAACAGUUAAAUCCGUGUAUAUUGGUGACCGGAUCACUUCUGUAUAGAGCGGACAUUUCCCAUUGAUUUGCUGGUAUGCUCCCAAAGGAGGCAUGGAUAUAUUACCCUUUAUCUCAUGAGUCCAUAAUAACGCCACGUAAAUAACUGCGUCAGCGCGGCACUUGUACGGUGCAUGAACCCUCCAGGCUUACAGUUUACAUUUUACCUGUGCUUCCCAAAUAAGCACGUUUGAGGCUCCCCCUAUUGGAGACUUACCGUUGACAUUUUAUAUAUACAUUCUAUAUUUUUUCAUCCAUUCAUCGUUUUGUCUCACUGAUCAUGUAUACGUUAUAGAAUUGUGUGAGGGAGUCUCAUUUUGUAUAUUUUAUUUGUAUGCGCGAUUCCCUUAUCGGAUAAAUGAAUUCAGUUUACUGGUAAAACUGAGGAUGUGGGAAACGAAUGAUUAUCCUUCAUGUAAUAACAUUUUAUACUGUAUACGGUUUUGUGAUACCUUAUUCGGCGAGUCUGUCUUAAGUUUGUUCUGUUGAAUGUUGUGUGCUCUGUGACCUCAUCGUCGUAAUUUAAUUACUGAGCUCUGCAAUUCAUUUCCUUUUUUUUUCUUUUUUUUUUAAUAGAACCAUAACCCAGACAGGUCUAUAUGUGAAAGGUAGCACAUCGCCUGUGUGGCGUUGAGGCAGCCGUAUUGGCUGGUUUAAUGUCCAGUCUAUCCAUUCACUAAAGACCUCAAUGAAUUGCUCAGGUGCGCUAUGAUACUUAUCGGCUUUCUAACGUAUGUGGGUGAUUGGCAUAUUACUAAAACCUGGAAACAGUCCAGCCCACGCUAGCCAUAAAAUCCCUGAGCAGCGUUUCUAAAGCGGCGGAUCACGGACAUAGACGUGGGCAUGCCAGGCUGUCAGUUCUGUGCUUUUCAGCAAUACCUGACAUCAUUGUAGGCACUAGGAGAGUCAUGAUAGUUACAUGACCGUUCCUUUCGGGCAUAUUGGCCUCAUGAUAAAUAUGCACGUUCCAUCUUCAUCCAUUCUGCGUAACCGAAAAAUAGCGGUAGCAACCUCAGAUUUACAGCAUUAAUGAUGACCCCUGCGGGCGGAAUCUUUCACGCGUAAUCAGGACCCGAUACGAGUGUCGCUGCCUAGUCGGUGUGGAUGGAGAACACGUUUGCGACAUAAAGUUUUACUUUACUAUUAACAUGUAAGGUCUUAUUAAACUUCUGUUUUUGUAGUCCCCGUUUGAGCCUCUGGUCAUAAAGCCGAUGUGACAUCACUGCGUCCUUCAUCAAUGAAUAGGCUGCGUGCAGGCGACAGAUGCACUUUAAUCAGAUCUCGUGCUUGGUGCACCAUUCUACCUCUGGCGUGUCUCUGCUAGUAGGAGAGGGUCGGCUGCGUUGUUCUUAAUACACGUGAAAAACUUUUUUGGGGGUAAUCCCUAAUUAUAAAUGACCAUAUUUUGUUUCUUAAAGGAAAAAUUUGUGUUUUAUUCCCAUAACUACAUGAAAUUCCUCCCCCGUGCGUCAUCCUUUCAUCAGAGCCAGAUACAACGAUCGCAGCCAGGGGUUUGUAAUAUUAAACAGACUUUCUUUACACAA
Messenger RNA from Pseudophryne corroboree (corroboree frog), 2959 nucleotides. RefSeq names its product axin interactor, dorsalization associated (gene AIDA). Gene Ontology annotation, biological process: determination of ventral identity. Gene Ontology annotation, molecular function: phosphatidylinositol binding. Gene Ontology annotation, cellular component: membrane. The coding region runs from base 248 to 1180 and encodes 310 amino acids. The transcript is spliced from 11 exons. Lineage: Eukaryota; Metazoa; Chordata; Amphibia; Anura; Myobatrachidae. The record is from RefSeq and is a predicted model, not a curated record.